Nannizzia gypsea CBS 118893 is the source of this 4563-nucleotide messenger RNA. RefSeq lists its product as hypothetical. Gene Ontology annotation, cellular component: CCR4-NOT complex. Gene Ontology annotation, molecular function: ubiquitin-protein transferase activity; nucleic acid binding. Lineage: Eukaryota; Fungi; Ascomycota; Eurotiomycetes; Onygenales; Arthrodermataceae. The record is from RefSeq and is a predicted model, not a curated record. The transcript has 6 exons. The coding region runs from base 1 to 4563 and encodes 1520 amino acids. Gene Ontology annotation, biological process: protein ubiquitination.
AUGUCUUCACGAGCCUUAAACGAUUCAGUCAUUGACGACGAUGAUGAGCUUUGCCCGCUCUGUAUUGAAGAAUUUGAUCUUUCAGAUAAAAACUUCAAGCCAUGCCCGUGUGGUUACCAGAUAUGCCAGUUUUGCUAUAACAAUAUCAAAACCCAUAGCGAAGAAGGCCGUUGCCCGAAUUGCAGACGCGUGUAUGACGAGAGCAGUAUUCAAUAUCGUGUUCCGGAUGUUGAUGAGUUCAAAGCAGACUUGGCUCUAAAACAUCGAAAAGCUGCUGCGGCAAAACGAAAAGAAGCUGAAAAACGAGAAAUCGAAGCCUCAAGCAGGAAAAACUUGGCUGGUGUCCGGGUCGUUCAGAAGAAUCUCGUCUAUGUCAUCGGGCUCAAUCCAACAAUCCGGGAUGAAAAUCUACUAUUACAAACCCUUCGAGGUGACCAAUAUUUUGGUCAGUAUGGUGAUAUUGACAAAAUAGUUGUCAGCAAGGCAAAACCAGGUGGCAACCCAAACCAAGGUAUUGGUGUCUAUGUGACAUUUGCGAGGAAGAUAGAUGCAGCUACAUGUAUUGCGGCAGUUGAUGGUUCACCUAACGGUGAUAGGGUCUUACGGGCACAGUAUGGCACUACCAAAUACUGCUCCUCCUUUCUCCGCAAUGAACAGUGCAACAACCGGAAUUGCACUUUCCUUCACGAAACCGGGAACGAUAGCGACAGUUUUAGUCGACAAGACCUUUCGUCGAUGAAUUCAAUUUCUUCACAAAGAUACCCAUCGAGCGGGUCGUCUUCCGCAAACCCACAAGCUCAAAGUCAGCCCGCCCAGCGUCCAUCUCCUGCAAUUAGCCAUGCUCGGGCUGUUAAUACUCAAAGUACGCCGUGGCCAGCUGUCAAGGACGAUGGCGGGGUGCGUGCAUCAAGCACAGAUUCGUCCGCCCUUCCAUCAUCUGCAAGCUGGGCGAAUAGAGAUUCCUUGAUUCAAAGAACGAGGAGGGAGAGUAUAGCAGCGAGUCGGUCAUCUCCAAGCCCUAAGCCUACGAAUGAACAACUGCCUUCUCGACCCGUAAAUGGCUAUGGCAAAGAACCUCAACGACCAACAGAACAAGCUAGUUCUUCAUCUGAUUCAGCUGGCCCUAGUGAACAGCCAACUGCAGCACGACGACCUGAAUCUCCGUCCCCUACCAUGAUGUUCGAUAAAUUAGUGAAAGCUGUUAAUUCACCGGAGUUCCGGUUUCACUUCUCAACUGCAGCUGUGCCUGACAAUGAGUUAGCAUUUAUCGAGAACCAUCCGUCCUUAAUAGAUCCGUACGGGGGCGUCAAACGCCGGGCCAUGCGUGAGAAAGCCGAGCAAGAGCGAGCAAAGCAUGCCCUUGACGGGAAACUUUUACAAGCCCCAGCUGAAGAAGAGAACCUUGAAAGCGGGAGCUCACAGCUAGGCGGUGAACCAGAGGAUGCUCAUGGCAGUGUUGGUGUUCCUGGGAGACACCCAAGAGAACCACAAUCCGCUAUUCAGCCUCCUUCUCAGCAAGCGACAGCCAAUAACUCGGUUGUCGGGUCUCCUGUUCCAAACAACCAUCAGUUCCAGAACAUCAACGUGAAUGCCCGAAAUCUCUCCCAACUUCAACAACAGCAGCUAAUGCUACUCAAAUCUGCUGGGGCCCAGCAGCACAAUAUUAUGGAUAUCCAAGGCAAUACAACGACUGGCACCUUUGAUCAAAACGCCCGAACGUUCCAAAACCAGAUGGCUGGCUUGAACAAUAUGCCUAGUCAUACAAGACAGUCUUCGCGGUUUUCGUUUGCAUACGACGUUAAUACCAAAAACUCCGGUAGCAGACUUGUCGGCUCUCAAGGCCCCAUGUUGCAAUCCUCGAGCCCCAAUCCUCUUUCGAUCCCAACUACGCAACAUAAUCUCGGUAAUCAAUACUUUGUCAGCGGUAUCCAAGGUCCACCACCAGGAUUGAAGAGUGCUGGUACCCCUCCAGUCAGCGGUGGUGGCAUGUUUGCUCAAGGUCAUGGUUUCACUAGCACGAUGAACAAUAACCUUGGGCUAGGUACAAAGCAAGAUGGAAAUGCUGAUCUGAUGCGUGACAUUAUGCGUGCCAGAGGCACCGCAAGCGGGAAUGUCCAGUCCCAUGAUGCAACAAAGCGUGAGUUCUUGUUUCCUUUACUCCAACAAAAUAGCACACCCCCUCCUCUGGCUCCCGUUUCAGGCCUUUUGAACCCGCUCUAUGGCCAGCAACUUGGGCUAUAUCAGGACCAAGUGCCACAGAAGCAGAAAAAGAGGGGAAAGAAGCAUAGACAUGCUAACACUUCCUCCGGUGGAGGCGGUGUAGUAGAUCUUGCAGACCCGAGUAUUUUGCAGGCGAGAAUGCACCAAGGCGGCGCUAAUGCCGCCGUUGGGCAAGGACUGUACGGGAGUCAGGGUCAAGAAGACGAAGACUUCCCACCGUUGGCUCCAGCAUCCAAGCCAGAUUACGAUAAGCAGCCUACUGACACAAUUCGUCUGCCAAUUCGGACGUCUCUUCCAGGCGAAUCAUCGCUAACAUCAAGUCGGUCUGGUACUCCUGCUGUACCGCCUGGGCUCAGUUUACCCCAUGCACACCCGUCUACAUCCCUCGUUCAUGAAUCCAGAACGUCAAGCCCUUCGCUGCCAAAGACUCCGUUGACCAUAAACCCACCUCCAGGAUUAGUACAUCCUCAAGCACUUGCGGAGUCCAAUACGGCUGCGGAAUCAGCACGAGGAUCUCCUGCUACUCCCCUGAAGCAGACAACUAGUAGGGCUGCCGAGAUAUCCCUUGGGUCUCCUAAAGCAAAGGCAGGCAGUGUUGCCAGAAGCAUUCUAUCAAAUGACGCACCAUCGUCGAAAACACACCAGUCGUCUAGCCAUGGGAGAGCAAAGCCUCUGAAACUUGACCUUUCGACGUUCGAGAAAAUUCGUGAGCCUGUCGCCAAUUCGACCCCAGUGCAGAGUGCUGCGGCACUGGCAACCUCCUCAGCUGGUCCAGAUUCUAGACCAAAUACUCCAGGGACUAGCUCUCGCACCUCGAACUCUCCAGCCCCCCGCCAACCAAGGGUCUUGCGUGUUGUUGAUACACCAAAGUCAGAACAAGGACCUCCCACAGCAUUGUCAAGUACAUCUGUAUGGGCCACGAAGCAGAGACCGGGCAUACAUAGUCUCUCCUCCGUCAGUAGACCAACGACACCAGCUGGCUCUGAGUAUGAUGCCCAAACAUCUGCCUCAGUCUCUCGAGCGAAUUCCCCACCGCCGUCUAGGAUUGGAUCUGCGCCUGUUCGAACAGUGACGAAGAGUCAAGUGAAAAAAGAUAGGAAAUUAAAGGCCAAAAACGCGGAGGCCAAGAAAGAUGAAAUCCUUUUAGCCAAUGCAGCAUCUAACAGUGAGACUCAAGCCCCGAUUAUCGGCCGUAAACGCAAGACGAAGAAGGCACCAAAACAAUUCAAUGGAGAUGCCGAUGCCAAUGCGUCUGAGGGAGAACAGAAGGAAUCGUCAAGUAAUGACGCGGUAAAACCUCAACCGGAACCCGAAGCCCCAUCCAAGUCAAGUGUUAGUCAGGAGGAGUCAAAGAAAGUAGAAUCAAAAGUAACGGUACCCAACGAGCCAUGGCGAGAGAAUAACACUCUCCAGCAAAUGACAAUGGACGCCGAGUCGAAAGGUGUGCCAGUCAAAGAUCUCUUCCUUGAACGCACGGCGCCUCUUCCCACUCUUCUCGGACAGCUUCAACAUCGCGAAGGUUUCGAUUUGAAUACCCAUCCGCUUUUCAACCCACCAAAUCUGGGCCAGCGUACAGAUAUGAAAUGCAAUGCCGAUGACUACGAUAUGCUGCACAAUCCUCUGGAGUUAACGGAGGAACACCGUAAACAACUCCUUCGCGGUGAACCUGUCCGUAUCAAUAACGGUGAUCCUGAAAAGCUCAAGCAUCGUGCCCUUAUUACUCCUACAGGCUGUAUCCUCCGUCAUCUUUCCGCUAAAGAGGAGGAUCGGUAUCUGGAAUUGGAGAAGAGCCUCUCAUCUUUCCUAGAUGUCAUUCAGGAUUCUUACCCUUCCCUACUCAUCUCCGAACCAGACGUCACCAACCGCGGAGGUGGACUAGAUGCCCUCUUUGCUACCCCGGAGAAGUUCAACAUUUGCUGGGUUGACGAGGAUUCAACUCGAAAUGGACUUGUAUCCAGCAUCACCUCUGAAGGCUCGUCUGCCAUCUUAUCGCACCCACCGCAUGCAAAUAGCGGCGUAAACGCAUCCACGUCCGAGCCUGAGAUGGUACGCUCGCAUAAUUGGGCAAUUAGCAGUGGUGGCGAAACUGUCCCUAUUCGCUCAUCUGCAUCCAAAUUGAUGGCAGGACGUUGUCCUAGCUUCGGGCCCGGCCUUGAAGAGCUAAUGAAUAUGCCUGAUGUCGAACUUCGAGCUAUGAUCAACACUUCGCAGGCUGAUCUGGAUGUAUCGAGACGAGAAGUUGAUGCUAUUGACAAGAAGGUUAUGGCCCUAAUCAAGAGGAACAAAAAGCUUGUGCAGCAGGCUUUAGCAGCUGCAGUCGAGUCAAUGGCCUCAUCGCAAUAG